Molecule: messenger RNA, 32061 nt
Organism: Dufourea novaeangliae
Lineage: Eukaryota; Metazoa; Arthropoda; Insecta; Hymenoptera; Halictidae
Product: titin-like
Exons: 30
Coding region: 1-32061 (10686 amino acids)
Molecular function (GO): protein binding
Source: RefSeq, a predicted model, not a curated record
AUGAACAUUAUGGACACCCUGUAUUAUCCAAUGUUCGCCUUAUCAAAACAAUCGCAAACGACGCAGGUAUCGCGAGCAAAGAAGAUAGUCCCAGUCCAGGAACCGGUCCUGACGGAAGCAGUCGCGUCUCUGAAGAAGAUCGACGAUAAGAAGCCUCAAGAACUAGCCCCCAAACCUGAGGAGCGUGCGACACGCGUGGUGGAAGAACGCGAAGGGGUGGUCGUUAUCUCAGAAGUGACCACCGAGGACUUAGCGCCAGACUUUGUGGUCGAAACGAUGGUCGACCGUGCCCAGGUGACAUCAGAAACCUUGCAAACAGUUUCGGUGUCAGAGGUUCACACGGAGACCAGCGUCCAAGAGAUCAGGCGAAUGGAGAGCAAGCAAAGAAAGGCCAAGAAGACGGUGAUGACAGAGGAGGAGUUGUUCGAGGAGAAGCCGAGAGAGGCGAUUGUGGAGGAGAAGCCAAAGAAGAAGAAGAAGACGGUGAAAACACGCGAAGAAGUGACCAUAGAGGAGGUCGUCGAACGACAAAGGGAGAACAUCGCGAGGGAAGUCGAGGAAAUAAUGGAAACGCUACACGCGAAAGAAUUUGGCCCUGGCGAAGCUCCUCUAAGGGAAUUGGCUACGAUUGGGUACCUGGUGCGGCAGGGUGUAUCUGUGAACGAGAUCAACGAGAGCCUGUACAGGACAGACAACUUCCCAGCGCUGAAAACACCCGAGGCACAGAACGCUCUUGUUCAGCUGGUGGAGAGGGAAGGACAUGGCGCGCUGAUCACGCAGGUUCUGACAGAGGAAACGACUACAGACGAAAGCGUUGUCGCUGCCACCGUUGGCUUCCGUGCCUUCAUGAGAAUGAUCGAGCUACAACACGUCACCGUUGAAGAGGUGCUCACGCACUUCGCUCCGGAGGACUUCCGGCCACGCGCUUGGGAGGUCACAGAAGCCACGGAAGUUGAAACGGAGCAACGUGUCACGGAACGAGUGGAUAUCGUCCGCAAAACGGAGGUCCAUUUCAUGGAAUACGAGGACACACGGCAGGCACACACAACACUGCGCGUACGCAAAGAUACAAAACCAACGGAACAGAUCGAGGCGAGAAAGGAAGAUAGGGAAGAGGGGGUUCAGGUUGUAGAGAUCGAGGAGAUCGAGGAAACAGAACGGGCGAAGAAGAAGCGAAAGGACGUGGAGGAAAUCGAGGAAGAGAUAGAGACCGUAAUAACAGAGACAGACACGAAGGGCAGGCUGACUCAGAAACAGAAGAAACGCGAUGAAUUAGAGAAAGAGGACGUAGAGGAAGAGGAGGAAAUUAUAGAGAAAGUGAGGAAAGAGUUGAAACCGAAACGGCCACAGAUUGGCCGGGAUGAGGUUCAAUUGGAAAAGACCGAAGAGUUCGAGGUGAAGGAAGACAAGUCUGUUGCUUCCAUUAUAUUGAACGUUCCUAGCCAACGUCACCAGGUGGUGCCUUUGGAUCGUACGACCGAGCAGGCACCUGGCAAACCAGAAUUAGAAACAGCAAAACUCACCAUGGAUACCAUUACACCAUUGACAGAGCAACUAGUCCCAGUUCAAGAGAAGGAGAUCGAUGACAUCAGUCAGAUUAAACCCAUCGAGCGCAAAGCAUCUCUCGCGAUCUCACCAGUGGAACCAUACUCGAUCACAGAGACGACCGUUCAGGCGUCCACUGGUGAAUUUUCAGACACCUUCAAACCCACAUCUUACGAAGCUACGCCAGCGAUAGUCCCGUCAGAGGGUCUGGUAGUCAGCGAGACUCUGGCCAAUGACGCCGGUGUGUCAAGUCUGACCAUCGCUAAACAGGAACUCAGCAGGACAGCGGACGUUAGUAUGACCGUUCAGGAGGCCACAACCGUGUACGAGACAAUGGUCAGUCAGAAAGAAGUACCAACGGAGGAUUUCGUCUCGCCUUUGACUGCCAAGGCAGAGGACAGCAUUUUACCGCAAGUAGGAUUGUCCGUGUACGAGGUCCAAGAAGGUUUAGCCGAAGACAAACUGGAACCGAUGAAAACUGUACCCACGAAGCCUAGAGUGAACGUCACCGCUGUUGAACCAUUGAUCGUCGAAGAAGUCCGCGCAGAGGACAAGCCAGGGAAAUACUAUCCAGAAUUAAUAGUCCCCACGGAAAUCGCCACGCAGUCCAUAAUAUCCCAACGACAACGGGUUACUGAAGAAAUGCACGCGCCUGAAAAAGAAGGCGAGUACGUGCCGGGAAGACUGCCACCUAGCCAAAAGGCGCAAAUUGGUAUUUCCUAUGGGAACGAGACAGCUGUGAUAGAGCAGAACGUAAUCCAGGAGAGCGAAGGAGUGUACGUAUCAGAGCGAAAGAUUGACACUUUCGAGGCUAUGACUAACGUUACCUUGCUGGAAGGAGUCUCAGUGUCGACUGUACAGACUCAAGAUACGGAGACUGACCUGACGAUAGAAGAAACGAAAAGGGCAGUUGCUGAUCUGAAUAUCAUCGAAAUACCAUCCGCUGUGACGGUAGAGACUGUACCCUCUGAGAAAGAGACAGACUACCAGCCAGGCGACAAACCAGCGACCAAGACUGCUGACACAUCCAUAUCUUCGUUGGAAAUCGGUUCCAUCUCGAGUACUGUCGUUCAAGAAUCCGAAGGAAUUUAUCAGCCAGACCAGCAACCGACUAAAGUAUUGGCAGAGACGUCGAUCAGACCAGAAGAGUAUGUUCUGGUCUCAGAGAUCCACACGGCGGACUAUCCAUCAGACUUCACGAAGGAACUGAAGUAUGUCCAAGAAAGUGGUACCGUAACGGUACAAUUAACCGAGGCCAAAAUGAUUCAGGAGACUAUGACUCACGACCGAGAGACCACAAUGGAAGAAAUUGCAAAACCCGAAGAACGCGUAGUGGAAACUAGCUACGACGGAAUCAGGAGCGUCGAAGUGUUCCAAACGACCUCUAUAGAGAAGGAAGCUGAUCUGAAGAUCUUCGAAAUGCCAGAGUCUCACCGUGGGAAGACUGUGCCAACACAUCCCGUUGUGUCGUUGGAGGUUGAGAUGACUCAGCCAGAGGAUAAUUUAGGGGAGAUCACCAAGGAGAUUCCAUCGCCUGGAACAGCAAAGAUAGAAACGAUCAGCUUGCAGGAAACGGUCGUAGACGAAACCGUCGUCGCCGAAGACUUGGCUCCGGUUCAGAAGGACAAAGUUCCAGACUCAAAGGUUGCAGAGAUCGCGAUGAACGAGAUCGAGGGUCUUCACACGACCAUGGUGGUCACCAGCGAAAGGGAAACUGAAUACACAGAGAUCUCUGAAGUGAAAGGGGCUUACGCAAGCACAGAAUUCACCACCCAAGAGGCCACAAUGUACGAAGAGGUAAGAACACAUUCGCCGACAGGGGAAUACGUACCGGAAGAGAAACCAGCUUCCGGUGUAGCCCAACCGUCUCACGUGACUCUGGAGAGUGUCACCGUUGCGAUACAGGAAGUCGCGGAGAAAGAAGAUCUGUAUAGAACUGACGUGAAGCCUGAUGGAAAGACAGCAAUAGUAGAGCUGACAGAGCCUAGACCAGGUGCAACAGUAAUUGAAAUAAUUCCACACGAUCGAGAGAACGUGUACAACCCCGAUGCCAAACCACAGGAUUACACUGCCCAACCGUUUAUAUCUGGUCACACAGUGGCCUUGAAAUCAGAGACUCUGGUAACUCAAAGCACCACAGAUAUGAGUAUCGACCAACCGAAAUCAGGAAAAGCUGUUCCUCAGCGCGAUGCUCUGGAAGAACUGAUCGUGACGGAAACCAACAUAGCAGAGACAGAGAAAAUCAGGGAAGAAGAUACACAGCCGUUGACGCAGAGCGCAGAAGUGGAGAUCUGCUCGAAGUCGGAGAAGCUCACCGUGACUGAAGUGAUGAGUGUUUUAAGCGAGGAGAAACUGCAAGUAGAGGAUCUACCCAAGGAGAGAAAAGUCACCAUGGGAAUUACCAGCGGGCACGAAGUAGCUGAGAUGGAGGAGACUGUGAUCGCGAACAACAUCGAUGUUCUGAAAGAAGAGAAGGCGAAGGAAGAACACGCUAGCCAACAACAGAGUGGAUUGGAAGUGGUCGAACAGACUGAGAUAUCAAUUUCUGAGAAAGAAUCCCCACUGCAAGAGGACGUCAAGCCUGACACCAAAAACGUUCAGGUAAUGUUCGAAGAAGGUCAACAAAGCAUCGUGGUUGGAAUGACUUAUCCUGAAGACAAGGAAGGUGUAUUCACUCAGGAAGAGAAACCAAAAGGCGCUGAAGCGACUGUUGAUAUCAUUGCCCAGGGAGUAGCAUCUAAAUUCGAAAUUCUGAGCGACACUGGCUUAACAGAGCUGCCAAGUGAAUCGAUCCAAGAAACGAAACCUACAACUACAAUAUUACCGAUUCAAGCAGCGGUUGCAGAAGAAGUUCAGACCAGGGAAACCGAAGCGCCGUUUACCGAGAUAAAACCCGAUGACAAAAUAGCGAGUCUCGAAUUCGUAACUGGAGAAGGUUUGAUCGUUUCCGCUGUGACGACUGAAGAUAAAGAAAUCACUUUGCCCGAAGCAGAGAGGCCCGAGACCAAAUCCGCCACUUUCGAUAUUCCGACUCACAUCGUGGCAGAAACAAGCGAGACCACCACCACUGACAAUCUCGGUGUAUUCAAACAGGAUGAGACGACCACCGCGACGGCUACCACCGAUCACAUCACUUUCCACAGCGUUAUGACAUCCGAGACAGCUCCUGGUGAUCUAGAAAAGCCGAUGGAAGAUUUCGUGCAACCAGACAAGAAGGUUGUCGACGUCUCCUUCGAGGAAGGUAUAGGAGUCACGGUGAUCGAGACGAUCGCAUCUGACAAGGAGAAAGAGUACUUCAAGAAGCUAGAGAUCCAAGGUGAACAGGCCACUCCAGCUUACGACGCGCACAAAGUCGCUCAGCUGAUGGAAAUCAAUCCAGCCGCUGUUUCCGGAGAUCUGGCUGUUCCAGUACCUGCAACAUUCGCAGCCACGGAAGAAAGAUUGCCAUUUGAAAGUAUAGUGCAGACUGAAACCAUCGUAUCGGAAACUGAGAAGGAAUUCACUGACAAGCCUGUAAUAUCCAACAAGGCUGAAGUGUCCAUCAGCGAAAUUAUCAGCGCCACGACUACCACUGAGAUACCAGCAGACAAAGAGGAUGUUCUACAGAUUCCGGAGAAACCAUCCGAGAAGCAAGCCAGCGUUCAAUUCGCUGGUCAUGUGAUUGCAGAGAAGACCGAGGUCACGGUGGACUCUAGUGCUGGAAAAUUGGAGGAUUUGAAACCAGUGUCAGCGUCAGCGGUGCCGUCGAAUAUUCCUCUAGAAGCAGUGAUCAGCUCGGAAACACAGCCUACCGAGGCUGAAGGUGUGCUAAGUAAAGACAAGGCGCCGACUCAAGCUCUGGCUGAUCUGUCCGUGGUAGAGGAACAGGGUAUACAGGUAUCUGCUGUAGUUUUAGAGGACAAGGAAGAAGAGUACACAUCAAAGGAAUUACCAGAAAUGAAAACUGCCGAUAAAAGCCUAGUCGGUGGCCAUCUGGUCGCCGAGACAACGAUGCAAGUGGCCGACUUCAGUACUGGGGACUUCGUAGAAGAAAAACCAUCCCAGGCUACCGCUAUGCAGGAGCAUAUUCCGUUUAAUCCGUUAAUCGAAUCACAGCCUGUUGUUCAAGAAAGCGAAGACAAAUUUGUGCCAGAUUUAUUGCCGGAGAAUAAAAAGGCUGUUAUCGAUCUCGAGGAAAGUAAGAACAUCGUUACAGUGUCCCAAGUGACUCCAGCUGACAAGGAGUCUUUGUACGUUUCCGAAGAGGCACCGUCGAAACACGAGGCAUCUGUUGGAUUGGACACGACUCAUGCGAUCGCUGAAACCACGACAGUCUCUGUCGAAGACUCCGUCGCUACGGUGACUGUGGAGAAACCAGUCAUCAAGAAAGCUUUAUCAACGCAAGAAGUAUACCAGAGUAUUCUGGUUACGCAAGACGUCGUCCAAGAUCAGGAAAACACGUUCGAAGGUAAAUUCAAGCCAGCUGUGCAACGGGUAGAGAUCUCGAUCGAGGAAGGUAAACGCGUAACCACCGUCACAGAGGUCAGCGCAGCUGAUCGAGAAGAAGUUCUGAAGACCAUCCAAGAGGAAAAAACUCGAUCAGCGGUACCGGCUAUAGUCUCUGGGCACGAGGUCGCCGAAAGGUCUGAAAUAAUUCCACAGCAGAGCACCGGCGAGGUGGACAUCGUCAAACCGGUAACAGCUACGGCUCAAGUCGGCCAGAAACCUUUUGAGACGAUCGAAAUGACGGAACAAGUGCUUGCUGAGAAGGAGGGAGACAAAAUCGAGGAGUUGACGUUGCAGAAGACCAGCGCUCGUCUGACGGUGGACGAAAACCGUUUCAUCGCCGUUACGGAGGCAACCACGACCCAAGACGUUGAGGCUGAAUUAUCGGAGAUGAAGAAGCCUCGCGAAGAAAUGGCGAAGCCAGCGAUGGAGGGAAAAGAAGUCGCCCAGCAGAUGGAGGUUAAUCUCAGAGAGGGGCUCGGUGAAGUGCCUCAAGCUCCAAAACCAGCCACAGUUGAAGCACAUCCUACGCAGACAACGUUAGAAAGCGUAGACAUCAGUGAAACUGUUCCUCAAGAACAUGGUACCAUAUUCGAGGAGAAAAUGAAACUGGACGAACGCAGCGCUACUGUCAGUUUUGUUGAGGGCAAAAGUAUCACCGUUGCCCAUGUCAUUACACAGGAUAAAGAGGACACCAUGACUGUAGCGAAGUACGCGGAAAACAAGGCGGAGGUGACCCUCACAAAAGUUGGCAUGGACGUUGCCCAAACGGCUCAGGUGUUUAUAGAUCAAAGCACCGGUUCGGUUCAGCCGCUUGAGAAGCAUGAAGUCAAGGCUCAUCCCACGCAAGACGCUCUGGAACCUAUCAUCGUCCAAGAGGCACCUAGCGCGGAAAGCGAGGGACAUUUCGAUAAAUAUCCCAAGAUGGUUUCAUCCACCGCUGUACCGACCUUCGAAGAAGGCCACGGAAUUUCCGUCACCGAAGUUACUUCAGCGGAAGUAGAGUCGGUACUGAAAGAGAAGAAGAUGGAAGCUUCUCAGACAGCUACCAGUACCAUCAUUGCUGAACGUAAUAUAAUCGAAACAACCACGAUUGAGUCUCAAGUAAAUAUCCCAGAUAAGGCCCAGGAAGUAACCAUGACACCUCAAGUAGCCGUCCCAGGUCAAGACACCUUCGAAAGUAUCAUAGUAAAUGAGAACAUAGUCGAGGAGAGUGAACGUACCUUCGAGGGUGUGUUCAAACCUCAGACGCAGAAAGCAGACAUCGAUAUCGAGAAAGUGAAGUCACUCCAAAUAUCUGAGACAGUCACAGAAGACAAAGAGACAAUGUUCGACGUGGCCCCGAAACGCGAAGGUGUUAAGGCUACCCAGGACAUAAGCCUGCUUGAGACCGUCGUAGGAUCUAUAGUGGAGAGUAUUCAAAGUACUCAAGAGAUUCACGAAGAGAAACAAGUGUCCUCCCAGGCGACCAUGACUCAGACAGUUAUCGAAACAGCGGUAAAAACUGAGACGACUGUUGGUGAACGUGAGGAGACAUUUGAAGGGAAGUUCAAACCGGAAGAACAGAAGGGCAAGCCUCAGCUCGAAGGACUUAGCACCGUUACAGUCACCGAAGUGCUUUCCAAUGAAAUCGAAGACGUUUUGCCUGCAGCUGUUGCUCCCAAAGAGCAACAGGCACAACCUAGCCUAACAGGUAGAGAAGCUCCUGAAGUGCUACAAGUGAUUACCGCUGCCACUACCGAAACAUUGGAAAAGAUGACUCAAUUGAAGGAACAGCAAGGUACCCUGGAGGUGGAGGAACUCUCUUCUGUAGCAGUGAGCGAAGUAAUAUCGAACGAAGCCGAAGAUAUACUCACCUUGAAAGCUACACCUAAAGAUCAGAAGGCAGACUUCAACAUACUCGGCAGAGAAGCUGCUGAGACGGCCCAAGUUACAACGAUGGUAGAAACCGAGGAUCUUACGUUAAAACAACCAGAAGGACAGAAGGGAAAACCAACGGUGGAUGAACUCAUGCCGCUCACGGUGUCUCACGUGGUAUCUAACGAAGUGGAAGAAGCUAUGCCCGUUCCUGAAGUUCCCAAAGAGAAGACAGCUCAACCGAGCUUGCUUGGUAGAGAUGUCGCCGAGACGAUGCAAGUACUGACCGUUGCCAGUGCUGAGGAGCUUGCAGCACCGGUAGCUCCCGAAGAACAGAGAGGAAAACCACAGAUCGAAGAACUGGCUCCUUUGACCAUCUCACAAGUAGUAUCCCACGAAGCAGAAGAUACUUUACCUACUCCAGAGGUACCAGUUCAAAGAGAGGCUCAACCGAACCUGAUAGGUAGAGACGUGGCUCAGACGAUGGAAGUGUUAACGAUGAGUAACGUGGAAACCUUGGCAGAAGCUACGAAGCCUGGAGAACAAAGAGGAGUCCCUGGCCUCGAGGAGUUUGUGUCUCUGUCAGUGUCGCAGACAGUUUCCACUGAGAUGGAGGACGUGUUACCAAGUCCAGAAGUACCUGCAGAGAAAAUGGCUCAACCCAGUCUACUUGGCCGUGACGUUGCGGAAACGAUGCAAGUGUUGACCAUGAUCAGCGCGCAAGAAUUAACAACAUCACGAGCACCUGAAGAACAGAAGGGAAAACCGAAUGUUGAGGAGCUAUCCUCGCUGACGGUCUCGCAAACAGUGUCACACGAAGCGGAGGAAACUCUAGAGAGUCCUGUUGCUCCUGGUACAGUGAAAGCUAGACCAUCACUGACUGGCAGAGAGGUGGCUGAAACGAGCCAGGUCCUCACCAUGGCAAGCGCAGAGGAACUUGAGAAGCCAAUAUUACCUGAAGAACAGACGGGAAAACCGAGAUUAGACGAACUGACAUCGUUAACAGUCUCCCAGGUGGUGUCUAAUGAACUGGAAGAGACGUUACCAUCGCUUGAGAAACCUACUGAGAAAACCGCUCAGCCUCAGAUGACUGGCAGAGAGGUGGCUGAAACGAGCCAGGUCCUCACUAUGGCAAGCGCAGAGGAACUUGAAAAACCUAUGUUACCUGAGGAACAGACAGGAAAACCGACAUUGGACGAGUUGACAUCUUUAACAGUCUCCCAGGUGGUGUCUAAUGAACUAGAAGAGACGUUACCAUCGCUUGAGAAACCUACUGAGAAAACUGCUCAGCCUCAGAUGACUGGCAGAGAGGUGGCUGAAACGAGUCAGGUCCUCACCAUGACAAGCGCAGAGGAACUUGGGAAGCCAAUAUUACCUGAAGAACAAACAGGAAAACCGACAUUGGACGAGCUGACAUCGUUAACAGUCUCCCAGGUGGUGUCUAAUGAACUAGAAGAGACGUUACCAUCGCUUGAGAAGCCGAGUGAGAAAACUGCUCAGCCUCAGAUGACUGGCAGAGAGGUGGCUGAAACGAGCCAGGUCCUCACUAUGGCAAGCGCAGAGGAACUUGAAAAACCUAUGUUACCUGAGGAACAGACAGGAAAACCGACAUUGGACGAGUUGACAUCUUUAACAGUCUCCCAGGUGGUGUCUAAUGAACUGGAAGAGACGUUACCAUCGCUUGAGAAACGUACUGAGAAAACUGCUCAGCCUCAGAUGACUGGCAGAGAGGUGGCUGAAACGAGCCAGGUCCUCACCAUGGCAAGCGCAGAGGAACUUGAAAAACGAAUGUUACCUGAAGAACAAACAGGAAAACCGACAUUGGACGAGUUGACAUCUUUAACAGUCUCCCAGGUGUUGUCUAAUGAACUGGAAGAGACGUUACCAUCGCUUGAGAAGCCGAGUGAGAAAACUGCUCAGCCUCAGAUGACCGGUAGAGAGGUGGCUGAGAAGACUGAGGUUCUAACAGUCACGAAUGUCGAAGAACUACUAAAAUUAGAGAAACCAGAAGGUCAGAAAGGUAAACCUAACGUUGAGGAACUGAGCUUCAUCACAAUUUCCGAGGUGGUUUCUACCGAAGCUGAAAAGGAACUACCUAGUCCAGAGGCUCCCAAAGCACGUAAAGCACUUACGAAAUUGGAUAGUAUAGAAGUGGUAGAAACAUCAGAGGUACUGACAAUGACCAACGCUGAAGAACUUCCCAAGCCCAAAGCACCGGAAGAACAGAAAGGAAAACCACAAUUAGAGGAAUUGCUCUCUCUAUCAAUCUCAGAAGUCGCUUUUGGCGAGGUAGAAACUGGACUACCAACACCUGACGAACCUACAAGUCAAACUGCCAAGCCUAGUCUCCUGGGUAUCCAAGUUGCCGAGAAGUCACAGGUGAUACCAUCAUCGGCAACCGGUGAACUGGAAGAGUCAGCGAAACCGGAAACGAAGAAGAUAGUCCCUGAACAGAUUCCAUUCGAAAGUAUCGAACAAUCACAACCGGUUCCGCAAGAAAGCGAAGAAACGUUCGUGGUAGAGAAAACGACGAAGACAGCGACUGCUGAGGUCUCGUUCCGCGUGUCGGAGAGUCUCGAAGUGACGCAAGUGACAGCUACGGAACAAGAAGCUAAAGAAGUGAUAAAAGGCGUGGCGAAGGAAGCUUCAGCCCAGCCUGAUGUCAUUAAACGAGAAGUUGCUCUAAAAACUGAGAUUCAGCCUGAGGACGUGGCGUCCGAAUUUAAAGUUACUAAGCCGGAAAGUAAGACGGCUAGGGGGGUAGACGAGAUACAACAAGGUGUGAUUGUUACCGAACACCUGACAGCCGGUGAGAUAGAGUCAGACCUGCCCGAGUCUGCUAUACCUUUCGCGAAGUUAGCGAGCGUUUCGAUCCAAGCCGAACACCUGGAACAAGUUGUGGAAACCACAGAAGUACCAGCGCAACAACAUCACAUCACAAUCACACAACACACAACAAAACACGAUACGCCACAGCAACAGACGAUCGAAUCCGACACAGAGGUAAUUGAGGAGUACACAACGAAAUUCAGGCGCGGAAGUAGGGACGAUGAAACAGCAGCUGUUAAGACAAAGAAAACAAUUAUAAGAAAGAAAAAGCCCGGAACGGAGGCUGAUGAAGACAAUGUCGUCGUCAUUGAAGAAGAAUUGGAGGACAUUAAACCAAAAAUACCGUCGAUACCGAAGAAGCAAUUUAUGCCGAUAGAGGAAGUCAUGACGACAGUGGGCGUCGAAGAAAUAGUGCCUUCGAGAAUCGACGAGGUCGAAGAAGUGACACCAAAGGAAGAAGAACAUGUCGAAGUAAAAGAAGUACGGGUCGAGGAUGAUACAAAGAAAGUGACGAAGAAGAAGGUUAUUCGUAGACGGGGAAAAGCACAAGUGACUGAAGAAACAAUGGUGGAAGAGAAGGAAGAACAACCGAUAUUAGAGAAAGGAGAAUACGAGGAGGAAGAAAUACCAGAAGAAUUUACAAAACCAAUUGCUCCUUUCGAGUAUGUUACACCUAGAGUUGAACAAGUGGAAGAACAAGUUACUGUGACAGAAGAAACAACAAAAGAAGGAAAACCGAAGAAGACAACGAAGAAGAAAAUUAUAACACGGAAAGGAAAGGAACAACAGGUGACUGAGGUAGUUACAGUGGAGGAGCAAGGUAAAAAACCAGUAACAAGUGUCACAGAGGGUCCAGUUGAAGAAGUAAUUGAAGAGACAAUAAAGCCGCUACCUAAACCAGAAUACGCUAAACCGUCUGAAGUGGAGGAGGUGCGAGAACAAGUGACGAUUACUCAAGAAGUAACAAGGGAAGGUAAACCUAAAAAGAUUACCAAGAAAAAAGUAACCAAACGUCAAGGGAAGGAUCAACAGGUAACUGAAGUAGUCACUGUAGAGGAACAAGGUAAGGCGCCGGUGACGACUGUGACGGAGGGUCCUGUGGAAGAGGUAAUUGAAGAAACAAUAAAACCUCUGCCUAAACCAGAGUAUGCUAAACCAUCUGAAGUGGAAGAGGUACGCGAGCAAGUAACGGUGACUGAAGAAGUUACCAAGCUGGGCAAGCCUAGGAAAACAAUAAAGAAGAAAAUUAUUAAACGCAAAGGACAGGAACAACAGGUGACAGAAGUCGUAACUGUUGAAGAACAAGGAAAGGCUCCAGUAACAACUGUCACAGAAGGACCAGUUGAAGAGGUAGUCGAAGAAUUAAUAAAACCAUUACCAGCUCCUGAGCAUAUUAGACCAACCGAAGUCGAAGAAGUUCGAGAACAAGUAACUGUGACCGAAGAAAUCACAAAAUUAGGUAAACCUAAGAAAACAACGAAGAAGAAGAUUAUUAAACGCAAAGGACAGGAACAACAGGUGACAGAAGUAGUAACUGUCGAAGAGCAAGGAAAAGCUCCAGUAACAACGGUCACAGAAGGUCCGGUUGAAGAGGUGGUGGAAGAAAUAAUAAAACCAUUACCAGCUCCUGAGCACAUUAGACCAACCGACGUCGAAGAAGUUCGAGAACAAGUAACUGUGACUGAAGAAAUCACAAAAUUAGGCAAACCUAAGAAAACAACGAAAAAGAAGAUUAUUAGACGCAAAGGAAAGGAACAGCAAAUCACCGAGGUAGUUACAGUAGAAGAACAGGGAAAAGCGCCGGAGACAACAGUUACAGAAGGACCAAUAGAGGAAGUGGUUGACGAGUUUGUUAAACCACUACCUGUUCCUCAAUAUGCUAAACCAUCUGAGGUAGAAGAAGUACGCGAACAAGUGACAGUGACAGAAGAAGUAACUAAAGAAGGUAAACCUAAGAAGACCGUGAAGAAGAAGGUUAUUAAGCGUAAAGGCAAAGAACAGCAGGUGACAGAGGUCGUGACUGUUGAAGAGCAAGGAAAAGCUCCAGUAACAACGGUCACGGAAGGACCGGUUGAAGAGGUGGUGGAAGAAAUAAUAAAACCAUUACCAGCUCCUGAGCACAUUAGACCAACCGACGUCGAAGAAGUUCGAGAACAAGUAACUGUGACCGAAGAAAUCACAAAAUUAGGUAAACCUAAGAAAACAACGAAGAAGAAGAUUAUUAAACGCAAAGGACAGGAACAACAGGUGACAGAAGUAGUAACUGUCGAAGAGCAAGGAAAAGCUCCGGUAACAACGGUCACAGAAGGUCCGGUUGAAGAGGUAGUUGAAGAAAUAAUAAAACCAUUACCAGCUCCUGAAAGAGUUAGACCAACCGAAGUCGAACAAGUUCGCGAACAAGUGACAGUGACAGAAGAAGUAACUAAAGAAGGUAAACCUAAGAAGACCGUGAAGAAGAAGGUUAUUAAACGUAAAGGCAAAGAACAGCAGGUGACAGAGGUAGUGACUGUUGAAGAACAAGGAAAAGCCCCAGUUACCACUGUCACUGAGGGACCAGUAGAAGAGGUAGUUGAAGAAAUAAUUAAACCACUACCAGUACCAGAACAUGUAACACCUUCAGAAGUAGAGGAAGUACAUGAACAAGUGACUGUUACAGAAGAAGUCACAAAAUUAGGUAAACCAAAGAAAACCAUAAAAAAGAAAAUUAUUAAACGCAAGGGUAAAGAGCAACAGGUAACAGAAAUAGUUACAGUUGAAGAACAAGGAAAAGCUCCAGUAACAACAGUGACCGAAGGUCCUGUAGAAGAGGUGAUUGAGGACACCAUACAGCCACUACCUGCCCCUGAACGCGUUAAACCAACAGAAGUAGAGGAAGUACGUGAACAGGUGACAAUUACAGAAGAAGUCACAAAAUUAGGUAAACCAAAGAAAACUAUAAAAAAGAAAAUUAUCAAACGCAAGGGUAAAGAGCAACAGGUAACAGAAGUAGUUACAGUUGAAGAACAAGGAAAGGCUCCAGUCACUACCGUUACCGAGGGUCCUGUUGAAGAAGUGGUCGACGAAGUAAUAAAAUCAUUGCCUGCACCUGAAUACGCUAAGCCAUCUGAAGUAGAAGAAGUACACGAGCAGGUAACAGUCACAGAAGAAACAACUAGAGAAGGUAAACCUAAGAAGACAGUGAAGAAGAAAGUUGUUAAGCGAAGAGGAAAAGAACAACAGGUGACAGAAGUUGUGACUGUUGAAGAACAAGGUAAAGCUCCAGUAACAACUGUCACUGAAGGGCCGGUUGAAGAGGUAGUAGAAGAAGUAAUAAAACCACUACCAACUCCUGAACGAGUUAGACCAACUGAAGUCGAAGAAGUACGGGAACAAGUAACUGUGACUGAAGAAAUCACAAAAUUAGGCAAACCUAAGAAAACCACGAAAAAGAAAAUUAUUAAGCGCAAAGGAAAAGAACAGCAGGUCACCGAGAUAGUUACAAUAGAGGAACAGGGAAAAGCGCCGGAGACAACAGUUACAGAAGGACCAAUAGAGGAAGUGAUUGACGAAUUUGUUAAACCACUGCCUGCUCUUGAGUAUGCUAAACCAUCUGAAGUAGAAGAAGUUCGAGAACAAGUUACAGUUACGGAAGAAGUUACUAAAGAAGGUAAACCUAAGAAGACCGUAAAGAAGAAGGUUAUUAAGCGUAAAGGGAAAGAACAACAGGUGACAGAGGUAGUGACUGUUGAAGAACAAGGAAAAGCGCCAGUUACCACUGUCACAGAAGGACCUGUUGAAGAGGUGGUGGAAGAAAUAAUAAAACCUUUACCAGCUCCAGAGCAUAUUAGACCAACCGAAGUCGAAGAAGUUCGAGAACAAGUCACUGUGACUGAAGAAAUCACAAGAUUGGGUAAACCUAAGAAAACCACCAAAAAGAAAAUUAUUAAACGCAAAGGAAAAGAACAGCAAGUCACCGAGGUAGUUACAGUAGAGGAACAGGGAAAAGCGCCAGAGACAACAGUUACAGAAGGACCAAUAGAGGAAGUGGUUGACGAAUUUGUUAAACCACUACCUGCUCUUGAGUAUGGUAAACCAUCUGAAGUAGAAGAAGUUCGAGAACAAGUGACAGUUACGGAAGAAGUUACUAAAUUGGGUGAGCCAAAGAAAACAAUAAAGAGGAAAAUUAUUAAGCGAAAAGGAAAAGAACAGCAAGUAACAGAAGUCACGACUAUCGAAGAACAAGGAAAAGCCCCUGUCACCACUGUGUCUGAAGGUCCUGUUGAGGAAGUAGUAGAAGAAACCUUGAAACCACUGCCUGCACUAGAAUUUGUCAAGCCAACUGAUGUAGAAGAAGUUCGUGAACAAGUAACUGUUACUGAAGAAGUUACCGAAGAGGGCAAGCCUAAGAAGACCACUAAAAAGAAAGUUAUAAAGCGCAAAGGGAAAGAACAGCAGGUAACUGAAGUAGUCACUGUCGAGGAACAGGGUAAAGCGCCUGUUACAAGUGUGACAGAAGGCCCUGUAGAAGAAGUAGUAGAUGAAGUGAUAAAACCGUUACCAAUCCCAGAAUAUGCUAAACCAACCGCAGUGGAAGAGGUGCGUGAACAGGUUACUGUUACACAGGAAGUGACUAUGGAAGGUAAGCCAAAGAAAACUACAAAGAAGAAAAUUAUAAAACGAAAAGGAAAAGAACAACAAGUUACUGAAGUGGUCACUGUUGAAGAACAAGGAAAGGCUCCCGUAACAACUGUGACAGAAGGGCCAACAGAAGAGGUAGCAGAGGAAACAAUAAAACCGAUGCCAGGACUGGAAUAUAUUCAACCAACGGAGGUUGAGGAAGUUCGAGAACAGGUAACUGUCACUGAAGAAAUUACGAAGCAAGGCAAACCUAAGAAGACUACCAAGAAGAAAAUUAUUAAACGUAAAGGAAAAGACCAACAGGUUACUGAAGUGGUCACCAUUGAAGAAGCAGGUAAAGCGCCUGUUACUACAGUCACAGAAGGACCUGUAGAGGAAGUAGUUGAAGAAACUCUAAAACCCCUUCCAGCUCCUGAAUAUGUCAAACCAUCUGACGUUGAAGAGGUACGUGAACAGGUCACAAUCAGUGAAGAAGUCACUAAGGAAGGCAAACCUAAGAAGACCAUUAAGAAGAAGGUAAUUGAACGCAAAGGAAAAGAACAACAAGUAAGUGAAACAGUAACUGUGGAGGAACAAGGCAAGGCCCCAAUAGUAACUGUCACUGAAGGCCCAGUUGAGGAAGUUGUAGAAGAGACAUUGAAACCAUUACCUCUGCUAGAAUUUCUUAAACCAUCUGAAGUUGAAGAAGUACGUGAACAGGUAACAGUAACCGAAGAAGUGACCAGGGAAGGCAAACCCAAGAAGACCACUAAAAAGAAGAUUAUUAAGCGCAAAGGAAAGGAGCAGCAAGUGACAGAAGUAGUGACUGUUGAAGAAAAAGGAAAAGCUGCGGUAACAACCGUAACUGAGGGUCCUCGCGAAGAAAUAGUCGACGAAACAAUAAAAGCGUUGCCUGCCCCUGAACAUGCUAAACCAUCUGAAGUAGAAGAAGUUCGCGAACAAGUGACAGUGACAGAAGAAAUAACUAAAGAAGGUAAACCAAAGAAAACCGUAAAGAAGAAGGUUAUUAAGCGGAAAGGAAAAGAACAGCAAGUGACUGAGUUAGUAACUGUAGAAGAACAGGGAAAAGCCCCAGUUACCACUGUUACUGAGGGACCUAUCGAAGAAAUUGUUGAGGAAACAUUGAAACCUAUGCCUGCUCCAGACUUUGUCAAACCAUCUGAUGUUGAGGAAGUACGUGAGCAAGUAACUGUAACUGAAGAAGUUACUAGAGAAGGCAAGCCCAAAAAGACCAUAAAGAAAAAGGUUAUAAAGCGCAAAGGGAAAGAUCAACAAGUGACUGAAGUAGUAACGGUUGAAGAGCAAGGAAAAGCACCGGUAACAACAGUAACCGAAGGUCCUAUUGAGGAAGUGGUGGAAGAAACUUUGAAACCACUACCUGCUCUAGAAUUUGUUAAGCCAUCAGAAGUUGAAGAAGUUCGCGAACAGGUAACUGUCACUGAAGAAGUAACGAAAGAGGGUAAACCCAAGAAGACUACCAAGAAAAAGAUUAUUAAGCGUAAGGGAAAAGACCAGCAAGUAACAGAAGUUGUUACCGUUGAAGAAAAAGGCAAAGCGCCAGUAACAACAGUAACCGAAGGUCCUGUUGAAGAAGUGGUGGAAGAAACAUUAAUACCAUUACCUGUUCAAGAAUUCGUCAGACCAUCUGAGGUUGAAGAGGUACGCGAACAAAUAACUGUCACUGAAGAAAUAACCAAAGAGGGUAAGCCAAAGAAGACUACUAAGAAAAAAAUUAUUAAGCGUAAAGGAAAGGACCAGCAGGUCACAGAGGUUGUCACCGUUGAAGAAAAAGGAAAAGCACCGGUCACAACCGUAACCGAAGGUCCGAUUGAGGAACUGGUUGAAGAAACAUUGAAGCCACUACCUGUUCCUGAAUUUGUCAAACCAUCUGAAGUUGAAGAAGUUCGCGAACAGGUAACUGUCACUGAAGAAGUAUCUGGGGAAGGUAAACCAAAGAAGACCACGAAGAAGAAGGUUAUCAAGCGCAAGGGACGAGAACAGUCAGUAACUGAAGUAGUCACAGUCGAGGAACAGGGUAAAGCACCUGUGACAACUGUCACUGAGGGACCUGUUGAAGAAAUUAUUGAGGAGAGCAUAAAAUCAUUACCUGCGCCUGAAUAUGCUAAACCAUCUGAAGUUGAGGAAGUGCAGGAACAAGUCACAGUCACUGAAGAGGUAACUCAAGAAGGUAAGCCUAAGAAGACUACCAAAAAGAAGGUAGUCAAACGAAAGGGUAAGGAGCAACAGGUAACUGAAGUAGUUACUGUCGAAGAACAAGGUAAAGCUCCAGUUACUACUGUUACGGAAGGACCAUUAGAAGAAGUAGUUGAGGAAACAUUUAAACCACUUCCUUCUCUAGAAUACGUCAAACCAUCCGAUGUAGAGGAGGUUCGUGAGCAAGUGACUGUCACCGAAGAAGUAACCAAAGAAGGCAAGCCUAAGAAGACCACAAAGAAGAAGGUCAUUAAACGUAAAGGACGAGAACAGUCUGUGACAGAAGUAGUCACAGUUGAAGAACAAGGAAAGGCCCCGAUAACAUCUGUGACUGAAGGUCCUGUGGAAGAAAUCAUUGAGGAGACAGUUAAAGCUCUACCUGCACCAGAUUACACAAAACCAUCAGACGUGGAUGAAGUUCGUGAACAAGUCACUGUUACACAAGAAGUCACGAAGGAAGGCAAACCUAAAAGAACUGUUAAAAAGAAGGUGAUCAAACGUAAAGGAAAGGAACAGCAAGUGACUGAAGUUGUGACUGUUGAGGAACAAGGAAAAGCUCCAGUGACAACUGUAACCGAAGGACCCAUUGAAGAAGUAGUUGAAGAAAUACUGACAGCUCUACCUGCUCCAGAACAGAUUAAACCAUCUGUAGAAGAAGAGGAAGAAGUGCCCGAAGAAGUCACAGUCACUGAGGAAAUCACGAAAGACGGUAAACCUAAGAAAGUAGUCAAGAGAAAAAUGAGGAAAGGUGUAAAGGAGGUUGUCACCGAUAUUGUCACAGUUGAAGAAAUUCCUGAAACACCUAUUGGCGAAGCCAAGAAACCCAUUAAGUUACAACGCCUUAAAGUUACCAAGUUCGAGGCUACGAAACUCGAGGUUCAGGAAAUAACAUCGGACAAACCUCAGUUUGCUCAAAUUAAAUUGCGCAAGACACAGAAACCGAAGCGUCCAGAGGAGAAGAAAGAAAAGUUCCCUCGCAUUUUGCUUCGAAGUCGAAUCAUUGCCAUCGAAUUUCCUCCUGCUCUUAGACAUUUGAAAGUCACUGAAUUCGAACCGAACGAAUUACAGAACGGAAUCCUGUCGCGUAAUGUCGAGGAAGCUGCGACAUUACCGAAACCGAAGAAGAAGAAAGUGAAACGUUUGGAGAAGGAAAUAGCUAAACUAGAACAGUUGGAUAAGGAAUUUGAGGAACUGAAGAAGGAGUUGCCGUUAGAGGAGCUCGAAGAGCCUCUUCCAGAAGAGAAGCCAGAUAAAAAGGUCAAGAAGAAGAAGAAACCACAAGAUAAAGCGAAGGAAGCUCUGAAGCCUCAAUUAAUGAAGAUCAGUAUCAAUGAACAAAAACCAAUCAAACCGAAGAUCGAAGAACCUGCAACUCCUUUGUUCGCUCAAAUUAAAUUGAAGAAGCCUAAAGUCACGCCCAAGAAGCUCGAUAAAAAAGAAGGUAAAUUCCCCAAGUUUCUACUACGCAGUCGUAUAACCGCACACGAAUGGCCGCCAUCGAUAAAAUAUCCGGCAAUAACCGAAUUAGAACCAAUCUACGUGCAAAGCGGCAUAUUGUCCCGUACAGUCGAAGAGGCGAUGAAAAUCAAGAAGAUAAAGCACAAGAAAUUGAAACUCCCUGAAAAAGUGCUGACGGACUUAGAGAAACUGGAUCAAGAGUUUGAAGAAUUGAAAAAGGUACCUUUAGAAAAGCCUGAAGAACUGGCUCCGUACGAACGUAAGCCAAAACCGAAAGAACCUGAGGAAGAAAAACCGAAGAAGCUGGCAAUUGGUAAAGGAAAGCGUCGACCUGAGAAAGAAGAAGAUAUAGAGACUGUUAAAUUGAAGAAAAUACCGGAAAAGGCACCAGAAGAUCAAGAAGAACCAGUUCUUGUUCCAAAGAAAAAAGAUGAAGUAGAUAAACCUGAGAAGAAGAAGGAGGAGGCUGAGUAUCCAGAGAUGAAGCCAUUCGAACCCUACGAUAUAGACAGGAGUGAAGUCGAAUUAGAAGAACCCGAAAAACCAGAGUAUCCUGAACCAGAUAAACCAAAAGCCAAGAAGACUCCAACUAAAAAGCCAAAGAAGGAACGCAAGGUACCAGAUCAGGAGACUGAAGCCGUUCCUAUAGUGCCUGGUGUUCCGAAACCGAAAGAGCCUGAAGAAGAAGAAGAAAUUAAGAAAAGAAUCCCUGAACGGCCGGCACCGGCCGAGGAACCAGAAGAAAUAAAAUUGAAACCUUGGAAGAAGUCUAAAGAGCCAAAGGAAGAAGAGAAGAAACCUGAAGAUUACAUAAAGUUCAUUCCCAAAGACGACGACAUUGUCGAGACCGUCGAGGUAGUUACCACCGUCGACAUCGAAGAAACCCCAGAGAAGAAACAGAGAAAGAUCAAGAAAAAGAAAACCAUCACUAAACGUGGUGACGAGACACCGAAAGUCGUCGAAGAAACAACGAUAGAAGAAGAAGGCGCUGAGCCUGUAGUCACUGUCGAAGAAUUUGAGGAGGAGAGACUCGAAGUUGUCCCUGUAGAGACAAUCGAAAAACCCGCGCCUGUUGAAGAGAUCAAAGAAGAAAUCGUGACGAGCGAGAUCGUCGAGGAAGGAACAAAGAAAACGGUUCGCAAAAAGCGCGUGACUAGGAAACGCGAAGGUAAAGAGAAGGUCACCGAAGAGGUGAUCGUCGAAGAGGAAGGUAAAGCACCAUUAACAGCAACAAUAGAAAUCCACGAAGACACUACACCAGAAUUACACGAAAAACCUAAACACAAAAGACCGAUUAAACCCAAAGCCGAUGAGAAAGUACCCGAAGAUAUCGCGGAGAAGACGAUUCAAGAGGAGGAGGUCAUUAAGAAGGAGAAGGUCGUAAAGAAGAAGAAACCAGUCACAACGAAGGACGAGGUGACGGAGGAGAUCGUUGAAGAAAUAACUAUCGAAGAACCUGAAAAACAGAAGGCUAAGCCAAUCGUGGAGGAGGAAGAGACUGUGACGAUAACUGAACACGAUGUGAGGAAAGCGCCCAAGAAGAAGAAGGAGGUCGUCAUAAAAGAAGAGGAGGAGAUCUUCGAAACGAUCGAGACACCGACGCAGAAGAUCAUAAGGAAAAAGACGAGACCCAUGAAGAAGGGCGAAGAGGAGGUCGUAGUCGAGGAAAUAAUAAUAAAGCCCAAGGAAGAAACGAUCGAAAUGGAAGAACAGCAGAUUGUAGAAGUUGUAGAAACUCCAACGAAAAAGAUCGUGAAAAAGAAGAAGGCGGUGACGAAGGAUGACGGUGUUCCUGAAGAGGUCGUUGAAGAAAUUGUCAUCGAGAAGCCGCAAAAAGGAAAGGCGAAACCGCUCGUGGAAGAAGAAAAGGAAACUGUGAAAGUAACAAAGGUUGACUUAAAGAAAGCACCAGAAAAGCCGGAGGAAGUUAUCGAAGAAGAAGAAAUAAUUGAAACUAUUGAAACUCCAACGAAGAAGAUUAUUCGAAAGAAACCCAAAAAGAAGGAGGAGAAGGUGGUUGAAGAAGUGAUAGAGAAGACGAUCGAGCAAGGAAAGGUUAUGGAAGAAGAAGAAAUUGUUGAAAUAAUCGAGACGCCUACGAAGAAAAUUAUCAAGAAGAAGAAAGCAACUAUAAAGGAAGGUAAAGCGCCUGAAGAAGAAGUUGAAGAAAUAGUGAUUGAAAAGCCUGUUAAACAAAAGGCUAAAGGCGACAUCAUUCCUAAAGAAGGGGUGGAGAUCACAGAAAUUAUUGCGGAAACACCGGUUGAAAAGCUGGAAGAAGAAAAGGCCAAACCGGAAGAAGCUAAACCCUCAGAAGUAAAAGAAGAAAAGGCGAAAGUAACAGAAGUAGAGGUUAAAAAGGCACCCAAGAAGAAGAAGAAGACUGUUACCGCAGUUGAAACAGAAGAACAAGAAGAAGUUGUAGAAGAGAUAACGCCUGAAGCGCCAAAAGAAGAAAAAGUGAAGCCAACUGUUACAGAGACAGAAGGAGUUGAAAUAACUGAAGUAAUUUCGGAAGUAGCCACGGAGGAACUUCCUGAGAAGGUGAAGCCGAAGAAGAAGAAAGCAACAGAAGUUGAAGAGAAGGAAGAGAAAGUGAUUACGAAAAAAGUGAAGGUAAAAGAAGCGCCCAAAGAAGGAGUACCGGAAUCUGAGGAGCAACCGGAAGAAGAAGUACAAGAACUCAUUCCGGAGAAGCCAAAGAAGAGCAAGGCGAAGAAGGAAAUUACUCCAAAAGAGGGUGUUAUAACGACAGAAGUAGUCACUACUACUGCAGAAGAAAUACUGGAAGUCGAGAAACCGGAAGAAGAUAAGGCUGUAGUAACAGAAGAAGAACAAGAAACAGCUAAAGUAGAAGAAAAGAAGGUUACCGUGAAGAAGGCUCCGAAGAAAAAAUUGAAACCAACGGAAGCUGAAGAAGAACAAGUAGAAGAAGUUGUGGAAGAGAUAAAUCAAGAAGAGCCGAAGAAGAGGAAAGCAAAGAAGACGAUUCUGCCGAAAGAAGAAAUAGAAACGACUGAAGUAGUUACGGAGGUAACAACAGAAGAGAUAAAAGAAAAGAAACCAAAGGAAGAAAAGGCUGUUCCUAAGGAAGAACAGAAGGUAGAAGAAGAGGCAAAGGUAACUGAGGUAUCUGUGAAAAAAGUACCUAAAGAGAAGAAGAAGAAGGAGGAACCAGUUACAAACGGCGAAGUAAUCGAAGAAAAACCGAAAGAGAAAGAAAUUCCUGUGGAAAAACCAGAGGAAAAAGAAGUUCCAGAAGAGAAGCCAGAAGUGAAAGAAGAACCAAAGGAAGAAAAGCCGAAGAAGAAGAAGAAAGUUCCAGUAGAAAAGAAACCUGCUGUGACGGAAGAGGAACAGCCUGAAGACAAAGUAGAAGAAAUAGUCGAAGAAAAACCGAAGAAGGUGAAGGCUCGAAAAGAAAUCGUUCCUAAGGAUACUGCAGAAACUACUGAAGUUGUCCCUGAAACGGUGACGGAAGAAUUGCCAACUAAGAAGCCCAAAGAACGUAAAGCAGUACCAGUUGAGGAGAAAGAAGAGAAGGUAGAGGUAACUGAAGUUCCAGUAGAACAGGCUCCGGAGGAAAAAGAAGAAGCGCCAGAAGAAAAGCCAGCGGAGGAAGUUCCUGAAAAACCGAAGGAAGCAAAGGUUGUAAAGAAGAAGAAGAAGAAACCAGUCAAGAAGGAUGAAAUCGAUGAGUGGGUAGAGCCUGAGUACGAACGACCUGUGCUGGAACCAAUGCCUGAAAAGAUACAAUGGGAGCCAACGAAAAAGAAGAAGGAAAAGAAACCUAUACCAGAAUCCCUCCAGAAACUGAUUCCUCAAAAGAUCGAAAGGAAUGAAAUGAAGCCCACGAAACUGAAAUACUCUGAGCCCGCCGAAACCGUUCAAUUCGCUACGGUUAAGCUGAAGAAGGUAGCAGUGCCGAAGAAGAAAUCAGUCGACGAGCCUAAGUUCCCGAAAAUCAUGUUACGAAGCAGAAUCACGUUCGUCGGUGAUUAUCCACCAGAAAUACAGAUUCCAAAGAUAUCUUACAUGGAAGAGAAUCCCGUACAAACUGGAAUUCUUUCUAGAAAUACGGAAGAAGCUCUGAAGGUCCUUAAGAGGAAGGUUAAAAAAGUCAAACUUUCUGAGAAAGAAAUCACACAGUUGGAGAAAUUGGAUCAAGAGUUCGAAGAAUUGAAGAAAGUGCCUCUCGAGAAGAUAGAAGAUAAAUCGAUAUACGAGAGACAACCGAAGAAACCCGAAGAGAAACCGGAAGAGCCCCAAAAAGUAGUUCUCGGAAAAGGUAAAGUGCCACCAGAAGAACCAGUUGAACCUGAAAAAGUGAAACUGAAGAAAAUACCAGAAAAGAAGCCGGAAGAAGUUCCGGAACCUGUUAAGAAACCUGUGAAAGAAGAACCAGUGGAAGAGAUUAAGCCAGAGAAGAAAAAGAAACCAAAAGUGAAAUUGGAACACGAUGAACUUAAACCUUUGGACUUCGAAAGGCCAGAGCUUGAGAAGUAUGAGCCCGAAGAGUAUGAAAAGCCAGAAGAACCAGAACCUGAGCCAGUACCUAAACCAUACGAAAAAGAAAAGAAGAAGAAACCGGAUCAGGAAAUUGAGCAGGUUCCUCUUAUAAAGAGUGUACCGAAACCACCACAACCGGAUGAAGAACCAGAAGUUAAGUUUAGAAUCCCGCAGAAAGAAAAACCGGAAGAAGAACCGGAACAAAUAACUCUGAAAGGUUGGAAGAAAGACAAGCCUGAAGAUGAAGGCGUGAAAGAAUUCCCAGCGAAGGAAGAAGAAGAAGCUCCAAAGGCACCAAAGGAAGAAACUGAAGAUGUCACAAUUAAACGCAAAGUGAAACCGAAGAAACCUAAGGAAAAGGCUCCUAAAGAAGAAGAGGUAACGAUUAAGAAGCCUGAACCUGAAGAGCCGGAGAAGGUACCGGAAGUAACGGAAGAAAUUACAUUGAAGAAGGAACCAGAAAAACCGAUCGAGGAAGCACCAACUGAAAAACCAGCCGAAGUUGCUGAAGAAGCAGCGGUGAAGAAGCCAAAGAAGAAACCUGUGAAAGAAGAAGAAGCUGCUGAAGUUAUAGUGAAGAAGCCUAUUGUUGAAGAGAAGGUGGUCGUAGAAGAGGAAGUUCAAGAAGAAGUUGUUAUAAAGAAAAAACCCAAAGAGAAGCCGGUUCCUGAAGAAGUAACUGAGGAAGUAACGCUGAAAAAACCAGAGGAGAAGGCACCAGAAGAAGUAGUUGAAGAAAUAAAGAAGCCGAAGAAGAAGAAACCCGUGAAAGAAGAAGCCGCCGAUGAAGUCACUAUCAAGAAACCUGUUGUGGAAGAGAAGAAAGAAGAAGAAGCUCCGGAACAAGUCACCUUAAAGAAAAAGAAACCGAAGGAGAAACCCACACCGGAAGAAGUUGCGGAAGAAAUUACUCUGAAAAAACCAGAACCAGAAGAAAAGGUGAAAGUUCCAGAAGAAGUGACGGAACAGGUCGAAUUGAAGAAACCAAAGAAGAAGAAGUCUAUCGUAGAAGAGGCUGCUGAUGAAGUUACAAUUAAAAAGGUGGUGGUAGAAGAGAAGGAAGAAGAAGAAGUUCCAGAGGAGGUCACAUUAAAGAAGAAGAAACCAAAAGAAAAGCCAACUCCAGAAGAAGUAGCAGAAGAAAUUACUCUGAAGAAACCGGAACCAGAAGAAAAGGUGAAAGUUCCAGAAGAAGUGACGGAACAGGUCGAGUUAAAGAAACCGAAGAAGAAAAAGCCUGUUGAGGAAGAGGCUGCCGAUGAAAUCACUAUCAAGAAACCUGUUGUGGAAGAUAAGAAAGAAGAAGGAGCUCCGGAACAAGUCACCUUAAAGAAAAAGAAACCGAAGGAGAAACCCACACCGGAAGAAGUUGCGGAAGAAAUUACUCUGAAAAAACCGGAACCAGAAGAAAAGGUGAAAGUUCCAGAAGAAGUGACGGAACAGGUCGAAUUGAAGAAACCAAAGAAGAAGAAGUCUAUCGUAGAAGAGGCUGCUGAUGAAGUCACAAUUAAGAAGGUGGUUGUAGAAGAGGAGAAAGAAGAAGAGGCACCGGAGCAAGUAACUCUGAAGAAGAAAAAACCAAAGGAAAAGCCUGUUCCAGAGGAAGUAACAGAAGAGGUUACUCUACAGAAACCAGUUCCAAAAGAGGAAGAGAAAGCACCGGAAGAGGUUAGUGAGAAGGUAGAGGUGAAAAAGCCAAAGAAGAAGAAAUCAAUUGUAGAGGAGGCUGCUGAUGAAGUUACAAUUAAGAAGGUGGUCGUGGAAGAGAAGAAGGAAGAAGAGGUACCAGAGGAAGUAACUCUGAAGAAGAAGAAACCAAAGGAAAAGCCUGUUCCAGAGGAAGUAACAGAGGAGGUCACUCUAAAGAAACCAGUACCAAAGGAAGAAGAGAAAGCACCGGAAGAGGUUAGUGAAAAGGUAGAGGUGAAAAAGCCAAAGAAGAAGAAAUCAAUUGUAGAGGAAGCUGCUGAUGAAGUUACAAUUAAGAAGGUGGUCGUGGAAGAGAAGAAGGAAGAAGAGGUACCAGAGGAAGUAACUCUGAAGAAGAAGAAACCAAAGGAAAAGCCUGUUCCAGAGGAAGUAACAGAGGAGGUCACUCUAAAGAAACCAGUACCAAAGGAAGAAGAGAAAGCACCGGAAGAGGUUAGUGAAAAGGUAGAGGUGAAAAAGCCAAAGAAGAAGAAAUCAAUUGUAGAGGAGGCUGCUGACGAAGUAACGAUUAAGAAAGUUGUCGUGGAAGAAAAGGAAGAGGAAGAAUCUCCGGUGGAAGUUACUCUGAAACCGAAACCCAAGAAGAAAUCUAUUCCAAAAGAAGAAGAAGAAGUCGCUGAAGUGACUCUUAAAAAACCUAAACCUGUCGAGGAAGAGAAGACACCAGAGGAGGGUGAGUUGACUCUGAAGAAGAAACCGAAGAAGAAACCGGUUGUCGAGGAAGAAGCUGCAGAAGUGACCAUCCAGAAACUAGUACCCACGGAAGCCGAGGAAGCGCCCGAAGAGUUCACUAUCAAGAAGAAGAAGAAGCCCGAGAAGAAACCAACCGUGACAGAGGAAGUCGAAGAAACCGCGGUGACCCUGAAGAAAACUCGUGCUCCGGAGAAGCCCACCGAAGAAGAAGAAGUGUCGACUGAUGUGCAGCUAAAGAAGAAAAAACCUAAACCAAAGGUCGAAGAAGUGGCAGCCGAAGAGCUUACCAUCCAAAAGAUCGAAGAAAUCGAACAACCGGCAGAAGAAGAAGAAGAAGAGGUACACGAAUUCACCUUCAAACGGAAACCACCGAAGCUAGCUCCUAAACCGAUCGAAGAAAUCUACGAAGACGUCACUCUUCGGAAGUUACGACCAAAGAAGAAACCCAGACAAGACAUCAAAGAAGUGACGGAAAUAGAAAAUGUGACGUUUAGGCCGCGCAGCACGAAGACAAAGGAGGACGUGGAGCAAGAGUUCAAGAUCUCUUUGAAUACCUACGAAGAAGAAGAUAUAUCGAUGUCUGGAAAAGUCCGACUGAAACCGAAGAAACGGCCUAUGACGUACUCGGAGGAGACCGGGGAAGAGACGAUUAGGAUCCUAAAAGAAGUGGAUGAUGAUUCGGGUCCGAUUAUAGAAGAGGUCAUAGAUGAGUCUGACGACGAAGGCAGGGACGAGUACAGCAUCGAGGAAUUGGACACUGACGAAAUGAAUUUGCCACUGAGGAGAAGGAGGAAGAAGCAACCGAGACCAUACAAAGUCGAGGACUUCGAGGAGGACGAUGUAAAUUUGAAGUUGAAACGCGAGAGGAAGUAUUCGAUCGAGGAGACCGACGAGUCCUUGGCGUUGAAGCUGAAGAGCAAGAGACGCGUCUCCACGUACGACGAAGAAGAGGCCACGCUUAGUAUCACUAGAGAAGAGGACAUUUCAGAGGAAGAAGAAAUUGAGUACGUUGUCCGCGAUGGCGACACAAUGUUCUCAAUCUGCUCGUACGUGGCAGAAACAGACGAAGCCAUUAAUCUCGUCGAGGGUGAAAGAGUUUACGUUAUUGAUCACACCAAUCAGGACUGGUGGUUCGUGAAGAAACACCUGACGGAAGAGAAGGGUUGGGUUCCGGCGCAGUACCUUCUCAACGAAGUGCACUACACUCUCUACUUGCAACGUAAAUUGCACGAAAAGAUCGACAAACUACCAGUAUUUGAAAAACCAGCGCCCGGUGAAAAGGCAUCAGCACCAAAGUUCGUCGAGAAGUUACAGCCAAUUCACACUCCUGAUGGUUACACGAUUCAAUUCGAGUGUCAAGUGGAAGGUGUACCGAGACCACAGAUAACUUGGUUCCGACAGACAGCAAUCAUCAAGCCGUCCCCUGAUUUCCAAAUGUAUUACGACGACGAUAACGUGGCCACUUUGAUCAUCAGAGAAGUGUUCCCUGAAGACGCUGGAACCUUCACCUGUGUCGCCAAGAAUGCUGCUGGAUUUGCGUCCAGUACCACAGAACUGGUCGUAGAGGCGCCUCUUUCUGAUCAUGGAUCGGAUCUGACUGGUCCGUCCAGGAAGAGUCUUUCGAGAGAAUCAUCCCUCGCCGAUAUCUUGGAGGGUAUACCACCGACGUUCUCUCGAAAACCAAAGGCGAAGUACGUGAAGGAGGGUGAUGACGUGAUACUCGAAUGUCGCCUGGUGGCCGUGCCAGAACCUGAGAUUACAUGGUACUACAAGGACACGCAAAUCACGACUAAAGAGAACAUCGUGGUCGCGACCGAGAGCGACAUGCACAUGUACUGCAGCGUGAUCAAGAUCACUAAAGUGCAGAAGAAGCAAGAAGGAAAGUACACCAUCGUUGCUAGGAACAGGGAAGGUGAAGCUACCAUUGAGAUUCCUAUGAAGGUGAAGACUGGCAAACCAGAACCACCGGAAAUUUUAGAACCUCUUCAAUCGUACGUAGUCAGAGAAGGGGAAACUGUCGUGUUAUCGACACAAAUUGUCGGAAAUCCAGCGCCUAAAGUCACUUGGUACAAAAAUGGUAAGCCGUUGAAGGGCUUAACGCCGACACAAGAUGGCCACGUGAACACCCUGACACUGAUUCAGCCUCAAGUGUCCGAUACUGGAGAUUACUCAGUGGUGGCUACCAACGAUCUGGGCACUGUCGAGACGAAAGCCACGUUGACUGUUGAAAAAAUACCAAGUGGAGCUCCCGAGCCACCACUUUUCACGGAACGGUUCCAAGAACUCACCGUUCCAGAGAAAGGUACCUUCAAGCUGGUGGCAAAGGUUACCGGAAAUCCAGUGCCGGAAGUCACGUGGUUGAGGAACAACAUGCCCUUGGAGAAAUCUCCGAACAUCACAGAAACCUACGACGGCGAGAACAUAAUACUUGAAAUACGAAACGCUAAUUCGGAGGUGGACGCCGGGGAUUAUAAAUGCAUCGCUAGCAAUCCUGUCGGCAAAGCUUCACACGGUGCAAGAGUCACGGUGGACGUCGACACAGUCACAUUCACGAAGACGUUAAAGAAAGAGGUCGUCGUCGACGAGUACAAGACUCUGGAAUUGACCUGCGAAACAUCUCAUACAGUCUCCACGAAAUGGUGGCACAACGACGAGGAGGUCAGCGGUAUGGAUCACCGCGAGAUCAUUCAAGAAGGACACGUGCACAAGCUGGUAAUCAAGAAAACCAGUCCCACGGACGAGGGUACAUACAAGUGCACUGUUAAAAAUCAGACAACUUCUAGCAAAGUCACGGUGAAAGCCACCAAACCAGAAUUCGUGAAGAAACUACAAGAUUGCGAGGUGAAGGAACGUGAAGUCGCCAUUUUGGAGGUCGAAAUUACAUCACAGACGGCCGAUGUAAAAUGGUUCAAGGACGGAGAACCUUUGAGACCGGGCAAAGAAAAAUUAGAAUUCGUGAAAGAUGGCACAGUAAGAAAGUUACUGAUUAGAAGUACGUCCGUGCACGAUGAAGGAGAAUACACUUGUACUUUGAUUGACCAAGAAUGCGCAGCAGAAGUUACCGUUGUUGAAUUACCGCCAGAAAUUAUAACAAAGUUGCAAGACGUGACGAUAGCCAGAGGCGAAAGAGCAUCUUUCGAGAUCGAAUUGACCAAAGGAGACGCGUUGGUACGGUGGUUCAAAGACGGUCAAGAGUUACAAUUCUCCGAGCAUGUACAAUUAUCAAUCGAUGGCAAGAGACAGAGGCUAAAGAUCUACGACACAGAACCAGAAGACGCGGGCGUUUAUUCUUGCAACGUUGGAAAACAAACCUCGUCGGCUAAGCUGACUGUCGAGGAGCCUGGAGUGGACUUCAUCACGAAACUACCGGAUGUAACUCUGGUACCACUGAACGCAGACGCAGUUUUCGUCAUUGAACUGUCUCAAGACGUUCCAGUCACGUGGCUCAGAAAAACUGAAGUUAUCAAGGAAUCAUCGAAGUACGCUAUCAUCGACGAGGGCACCGUAAAGAAAUUGAUCGUGAAGAAGUGCACCACCGAAGACAUCUCAGAAUACACAGCUGUAGUCACUAACGUGAAAACAUCGUCAAAAUUAAGAGUCGAAGUCAUUGAAACACCGCCGAAGAUCAACCCGGACACACCAAAGAAAUACAAAGUGAGGAAAGGCGAGGAUGUCGAGGUUAUCGUGAAAUACACCGGAACACCGAAACCAAGCGACGAAUGGACGGUAAAUGGCCACGUGGUCACGAAGUCGAAACGUGUUGUGCCAUCGCUCGACGAAGAAUCCGCGUGCCUGACCAUCAGGAAGAUCCAAGAAGAAGAUGUUGGCGAUUAUACUUUGAAACUAGUGAAUCACCUCGGCGAGAGCAGUAUCGAGAUCAACGUCGUCAUAGUGCAGGCACCAAGUGCACCAGGAUCGCCGGAACCAUUGGAAACUACCAACGACAGUGUCACACUUCACUGGAAGAAACCAGACUCAGAUGGCAAUUCACCUAUCAUUGAAUACAUUCUGGAAUACCAAGAAAAGACUGAAACUUCAUGGACGAAAGUUACAGAGCAGAUAUCAGAGACAACUCACAAAGUAACAAAAUUAACCACGAACAAAGAGUACACCUUCCAAGUAACAGCGGUGAACGAAGCAGGUCCAGGUGAUACGUCACCGAAAUCUCCAUACAUAAAGAUAGCGAAACCAUCAACGGCCGAACCACCAGCCGUUCUUGAACCCCUGAAGAGUAUUGUCGUGGGUCUAAAUGAAACUGUAACCCUAUCAUGCGUCAUUGGCGGAACACCAACUCCAGAAAUCACCUGGUUGAAGAACGGUGAAACUUUCGAAGACAGCAGCAUCACGUACGAGAAUCGUAUGACGAAAUAUACCAUCGCAGAGACAACAGAAACAUCAUCGGCGACAUUCACGGUAAAAGCGAGGAACGAUGUCGGAACAGCGGAGACAACGUGCGAGCUGAAGGUACAAGAAGCACCGAAGAUCAGCUAUAACGAGACCUUGGCAAGCCAGAAUCUGCCUGUGAACAGCCAAUGGAAAAUUGACAUUCAGGCCAGCGGUUUCCCGAAACCGGAAGUAACGUGGUCGAAGAACAGCAAGAAGAUCGUCGACAAACGUGUGACCAUCCAAACCGAAGAAAAGACCUCUACCAUAUCUAUUUCUUCUCUCGUUCGAGAAGACACUGCUACUUAUACGGCAAAGGCGACCAAUCAAGCCGGUAGCUCUUCGGUCGACCUGCAUCUUCGAGUCAUUGAUAAACCAGGUAAACCGCAAGGACCAGUCAUUUUCAAAGAGAUCAGACAAGACCGCGUCACCCUCGAAUGGCGACCACCAGCUGACGAUGGUGGAAUCGAACUCGACAAGUAUACCAUCGAGAAAUGCGAACCAGGCAAAUCCUGGGUGAAGGUUGUCGACAUCGACAAGGAGGUAGAAAGCUUCUGUAUGCCGAAACCACCGGGACCACCAAGAGGACCAUUAGAAGUAUCAGGAAUGACGAAGACAUCGUUCACGAUAAAAUGGCAACCUCCAGAGAACGAUGGUGGAACACCAAUCACAGAUUAUAUCAUUGAAAUGAAAGAAGAAUCAAAGAAGUCUUGGCAAAAGAUCGCCAGUACCAAACACGAAGUGACCCACUUUAGUGUAUCAGACUUGAAAACAGAUGUACCGUACAACUUUAGGAUAACAGCUAAGAACAGCGUUGGUACUGGUCCUCCUUAUGUAGCUGAAGAACCGAUUGCAGCCGGAAAACGAAUCAAAAUAACAAAGCUCACCGAAAGCAGCAUGUACGCUCUGUUGGGUAUAUUCCCGCCAUCGAAAAUAGUCAUCAGCAAGACACCACCGUCGAGUCCACAACAUGUGCAAGUGACGAACGUUACCAGCAAGAGUGUUACUCUGAACUGGUCACCACCUCUUAGCAAUGGUGGCACAGAACUCACAGGAUAUGUUAUCGAGAAGAGACCGUUAAUCGGUAAAGGAGCAAGAUGGACGAAAGUUGUUACUUUGGACGCGACAACGCUUCAAUACUGCAUCGAGAACUUGAAGGAAAGCGAAUUCCUCUUCAGAGUCUUUGCCGAGAACAAUCAAGGACUCAGCUUACCUACGAAUUCUGAACCAGUCACCCUAAAGACACAUGCCAGCGUACCAUCACCACCCACCGCACCGUUGGAGAUCAGGCAGAUCGCAGCGAAUACGGUAGUGAUUUCCUGGGGAAGACCGGAAACUGAUGGUGGCGCCCCGUUGGAGGGUUACAAAAUUGCCAUCAGGGACGCGAAAAAGACGAUGUGGAUGGAGGUGGGUCGUGUGAACGCCGACGUGCAGAAACUGAAUAUCAGAGACCUCCAGGAAAAUCACAUGUACCUGAUCAGAAUCUUCGCGAGGAACGAAAUCGGUCACAGCGAACCUUUGGAAUCUGACGAACCCUUCAAUAUUUUACCAGCUUCCGAAUUAACGGUAGUCGAGCCAAUCGCAGAAGCCACAGAAAAGGGUGAAACCGCAUCGGUGAGCUUCAGUACAGAGAACACGAGUUCUUGGCUCAGGGAUCACAACAUGGACGCCGAUAUUCAUACGUACGCGAGGGCGAGGCUACUACGACAAGACGAAUACUUCUUCCGCAUUUGGCACUACGCUAAAAAGCUCUUCGAAUAA